Messenger RNA from Gongylonema pulchrum, 471 nucleotides. The record is from the annotation of a GenBank genome assembly. Lineage: Eukaryota; Metazoa; Nematoda; Chromadorea; Rhabditida; Gongylonematidae.
AUGGAGGGCGAAUAUUCGGGGCUUGAGCACGAAGCGAUAAAAGGAAUUGUUGAAAGCUUAAAAAUUGUAACGCGUGAAAAUAUCGAGCGUAUUGCUCGCUUUGCCUACGACUAUGCGAUCACGUACAACAGGAAGAAAGUAACGGCCGUGCAUAAAGCAAAUAUCCAGAAACUUUCCGAUGGCUUAUUUUUGAAGGGAACUCGUGGCAGAGGUACUGAAAUAGCAGGCAAAGAUAUCGGAAACCCAACAUCCUUCAUUCGAGCUAGUGUUGACAUGUUAAAAUAUCUCGGGUUAGAUGGAUAUGCAAAUCUCAUCAGUGACUCGCUGUUCAUGGCACUUACGGUUCGGCGUAUUCAUACUGCUGAUGUUGGAGGUAUGUUUGUUUGUUAUUUCUUUUUGACGAAAAAAAUCUUGGCUGGUUAUGCAAGCUUGUAUGUCAGCUUUAUAAAAAUGUAUUGGUUUGUAAUAUAA